UCUCCUGUGCUGUGUGCUGGCGGUCUCUAGCUGCUGCUGCCGUCUCUCCCAAUCAUUGCUCCUUCAAUGACUCGCACAGACUCGAACUACUUCAGUAACCUCUUCCUAGAACGGCGGCACACACAGAUCUUCAUGCAGUUAAUGUGAUUAACCAGGAAACAGGAUCUCCUUCCUGACUCACAAAAGUUGAAGUCUGCACAUUAACGGAGUGCGUGGGAGCAUCAUGUGGAGGAAGGCUUCCGUAGCGGCCCUGCUGGCGUUGGCCGUCGGCUAUUUGUACCAUGGCAGUCCCGAGCUGCCGGAGCAGAUUCUGCAGUACAUCAGCCUGCCAAACUUUCCGCAGUCUUCACAGGGCGGCCAGAGCAGACAGAGGAGCCUAGAGGAGGUGAUCUCGGCCGCCUGGGAGACUCUGAUCACUCUACCCAGCCGGCAGUGGAGCAAAGUGGCAGUAGGGGUGAAUGCCUGUGUGGACGUGGUGGUCUCAGGAGUGGGUCUCCUACAGGCCUUGGCGGUGGACCCUGGUGCUGGACAGGAUCAUGAAGUGUUGCACUCCAAAGAGGACUUAAAGGAAGCGUUCAUCCAUUACAUGGAGCGAGGAGCAGCAGCUGAGCGCUUCUUUAGCGACAAGGAGGCGUUUCAGAGGAUCGCACGUGCAGCAGCAGAGUAUCCCGGUGCAAAGCUGUAUGUCGGAGGAAACGCUGCUCUGAUCGGUCAAAAGCUCGCCACCUAUCCUGAUCUGAUGGUUUUGUUAUGCGGACCAGUUGGUCCUAAACUUCACGAGAUGCUGGAUGAUCAGAUCGUCGUUCCCCCAGAAUCUCUCCAAGAGACAGAUGAAUAUCACCUCAUCCUGGAGUAUAAAGCAGGGGAAAACUGGGGUUCAGUUAAGGCUCCUCAAGCCAACCGCUUCAUCUUCUCUCACGAUGUGUCUAAUGGGGGGAUGAGCUCGCUGGAGACAUUUGUGGCGAGUUUGGAGGAGUUUGAACCUGACCUGGUUGUCCUGUCUGGGCUCCACAUGAUGGAGGGUCAGGGCAGAGAGCUGUGGGAGGAGCGGCUGAAGGAGGCUGUGUCGGCCAUAUCUGACAUCCGUAGAGAUAUUCCCAUCCACCUGGAGCUGGCGAGCAUGACUGACAAAGACUACAUGAACAGCAUCAUGCAGGAGCAGGUUAUGCCCAUUGUCAGCUCCAUCGGGCUGAAUGAGCAGGAGCUGCUCUUUCUCUCUCAGGCCGGUGAGGGGCCUCAUGCUGGCUUGACCACCUGGAAGGGUGUCCCAGACGUGGGUCGGGUCAGCGACAUCCUCCUCUGGAUCCUGGAGCAGCACGGCCGCAGCGACCCACUUUCUGAAGCCGACCUGACUCGUAUUCACUUCCACACGCUGGCCUACCAUAUCCUGGCUACAGUGGACGGGCACUGGGGGAACCAGGCAGCUGCGGUGAUGGCCGGAGCGCGAGUGGCGAGCAGUCAGGCGUGUGGGCUCCAGUCUGUGGACGUUAGCAAAGUGGAGCUGAAAGCACCGCUGGAGUUUUACAGUUCACACACUGAGCCGCGAGAGAAGCUGAUGAUAAACCCAGCGCAGCCGGUGACUGUGUGGCGCAGAGGAAACGUCACCUUCCACAUGACACCGGUGCUGGUCUGCAAACAGCCUCUAAGGACAGUUGGGCUCGGGGACGCCAUCUCGGCAGAGGGACUAGUUUACUCUGAGCAAAGGAGCCAGCAGCCGUUGUAAGGUUUUUUUGAAUCUGACACUCCGUUUGUCUGGAAAAAAAGAUGAUGAGGUGCGCUGAAAAGACCCAGUUAAGUCUCAUCUGCUGCUGUGGUUGUCAGAUUUUGUUCAGACCUGCGUGUCUGAAACAGGUUUUGUGUCUUUCCUUCCUGAAGCUCCACUGAGUUUAAGAAUGUGACUAAUGGUAAUAGUUUUAAAAUCCUGCCUGAUGAGUCCUCACGCCGGCUCAGCUCUCCUCUGGUCCCCCAGCAGGCAGAAUCCGAGGCAGAGCGUCUCACACGUGGAUCUGACCGAACUGUGAGGCGGAUUGACUCUAUGCACUGAGCGCAGCUCAAAGUCGCCUUCACAAACUCCAAAGAGUUUUGUUGGCUCCCCUUCUUUAUUUCACUCGCAUACCUUUAGUAUGCUGUGCCUUGAGAUGAAAUAUAGUCAUAGUUAAACAUUAUAUUCAUACUUUAGAGCCAAACAAACUUAAAGUCAAACAUCACAUCAGUUACACCUCUGCCUCUAUAGAUUCACACUCAUAACAACAUCUGUGUUGUCUGGAAACUGAUGACGUCUUACUAUAGUAUAGGAGCUAAGUGAUUUACUUGAUGUUCUUUGUUUCUGGUGCAUUCAUGUCAAAUAGUCGCUAGAUCACUUGAAACGUGUCUUAACGUGUAAUAAUGGUUCUAUCUAGGUAUACUUGACCUUUCUCUUUAUUGUCCUGUAAGGACAAAACAAUAGAGAGUAACAAAGUUUGUGUCUUCUCAGUUUAUAACACUGACUGUAUAUUAAUAUGGACAACAUGGCUCUGUCUCCCUGUGUUGAGUAAAGUGAGGCCAAAAAACUUACGAUGGGCACUGAUGUAUUGAGCUGAUCUGACAUAAUUUGGAGCCAAAACAUGAGCUAAUAGGAGCUGGUGGAAUUGAUGCCACAGACUUUCCUAAUGGAGGAAAUCCUUUUACUCACCAUUAAAUGUCAAAGAUCCCUUUGUUCUUUCACGUUUAUGGAAAGUUAAAUAACUGUACUGUUCAAUUUUAUGACUUUUUUUCUCGCUUUUCUUCCUCUACUCUGCUAAUCAAAGUAAGAGUGCUGCAAGCAUCAACUUUAUCUACAGAGCUAUUGAUCAUUUACAUAGAGCUCACCAGUGUCAGCCCUCUUUUUCAGCAGCUCUUGUUCCAGAAAUACUUUUCUCUAUUCAAACCCUCCAUAAACAUUUAACAGAAUCCUUACAUCAACAUUUUUAAUCAUGCCAACCUGAGUACCUGAGUUCUCAUGACUAUGAAACAUUCUAUUCAGUGUUAAAACAGAUAAAAAGGCAAAGGUAUCUCGAGUUUAUGUUGUUAAUGGUAAUGUUGAUGGUCAAUCUACCUUCCUUGGUUUUGACAUUAUGGCCAGUGAUCGAAUCUGCUAUGGAGAAAAUGAAUGCAAAUUUUGUCUCUUAACUACACUGUUGAGCUCUAUAACUAAUUAAAACUAUUUAAAUGAAAAAUAUUUAGAAAGUGAACUCUAGGACUUAAAUCAACAUGAUAUUAAAUAACCAUCCUGAUUUGAGAAUGAGAUGGCUUUGUAAAAUAAUUUGACCUUCUAGUUUGACCUAUGGCCCAUCUGUUAACAUGAAGGAGCUUAUGUUCAUGACAUGUCGGUCAGCAGUGGGAUCUUCACAUCUUUUGGCUUGACCCACAGGCAGCUGUUGCUACGUCCACCUUAAUAUACAGUCUUUUUGUGUGUCUGAACACUCCCAUGUUGAAGAAGAUAAAGUCUGCAAGCUCUUCUCCUACUCAAACGUUCGUCUAUAUGAAAUUUAACUUCUUGUUUGCUCCACCUUCUGAAUUCCUGAUAAAAACAGGAUAUUAUGUUUAUAAAUGCAAUGUUUAUUUUUGAAGGGGAUCCUCUUAAUGCAGUAAAGCUAAGAUUACAAUCAGAUGCUGUUUAACCUGAAAGGCUCUGCUGGUGUUUUAAUCAAAAAUGACAUUUCUAAACAAGUUUAGGUCAUUAUCAGGGUUACUGUACUGUUCCUUUUGCUUUUUUUUAUCAUUUUGUUGCUGAAUCAAUUUUUUGUAUCCCCUUGCUUGUUGCAGUUGCUAAUAUCAUGAUUGGCUUGAAAACUAGCCAAGUCAAACUCCUUGAUUUAUAUUCUUACAUUUUUUGGUAAAUUAUCCUUUUUUAUGGGUUUUUGUCAUAUUUGUUGUUUCUCUUACCUUCUUUGGGAGCACCUGCAUCAUGUCAGAUGUACAGUAUGUAACUGUAAGAACAGUGUAUUUGUAUACCUCACAUGGCCCCUGAAGGCAUGCAAUAAUAAUGAGUCUUAAUGCAAACAUACAACCGAAAGAUGUAUGGCAUUUAGUCUAGCAGAAUUAUUUCUUUGCACUAGUAGGAAGUGGCAGGUGAGCCUGCAAAGGUGAAUGUAACCUUAACUCCAAACCCCUUUUAUGUUUUAGCAAGUACAAUCUUCUCACCUUUCUCCAUUUCAUAGUUUUUGUCUGUGUCUUUAACAUCUCU
Cheilinus undulatus (humphead wrasse) is the source of this 4204-nucleotide messenger RNA. RefSeq names its product ADP-dependent glucokinase (gene adpgk). Gene Ontology annotation, biological process: glucose metabolic process. The transcript is spliced from 8 exons. Gene Ontology annotation, cellular component: endoplasmic reticulum. The record is from RefSeq and is a predicted model, not a curated record. Gene Ontology annotation, molecular function: ADP-specific glucokinase activity. Bases 224 to 1723 code for a protein of 499 amino acids. Lineage: Eukaryota; Metazoa; Chordata; Actinopteri; Labriformes; Labridae.